Malania oleifera is the source of this 2822-nucleotide messenger RNA. RefSeq names its product pentatricopeptide repeat-containing protein At4g39952, mitochondrial. Lineage: Eukaryota; Viridiplantae; Streptophyta; Magnoliopsida; Santalales; Ximeniaceae. Gene Ontology annotation, biological process: RNA modification. The coding region runs from base 40 to 2382 and encodes 780 amino acids. The transcript has 2 exons. The record is from RefSeq and is a predicted model, not a curated record. Gene Ontology annotation, molecular function: protein binding; RNA binding.
AAGCAGGAAGUCUGAAACAGUGUUUUAUGGAAAACAGGUAUGCUGGUUCUGAAGUCCCACCGCCUUCCCUUUCUUCAACAGUGUCUCUGUUCAUCAUUGUCCACUUAUAAUGUUACCAACUACCUUAAUUGUCACCUUAACUACUUCCUCUCCAAUCAAAUCCCGGACAUCCAAUCUCUUCUCCAAUCACACGCUUACAUAAUCACAACUGGCAAUGCCGACAACUUGUUUUUUGCUGCGAAGCUCAUCUCUCUCUAUUCCUCUUUUUGCAGACUCAAUUCCUCCUCCAGAGUGUUCAAUUCAAUCGCCUUCAAAGACACCUUUCUUUGGAACUCCAUAAUCAAAUCCUACUUUUCUAAUGGGCAGUGCGCAGAAGCCCUUGAAUUUUAUCAAAUGAUGCGACAAUCAGACACAUUGCCUAACCAUUUCACCAUCCCCAUGGUUGUUACCAGCUGUGCGGAGCUUAUGUUGGUGAAUUAUGGCAUGAACAUUCAUGGGUUGGCUUCAAAAUCUGGACUUCUUGCAGGUAAUUCUGCAGCUGGGUCUUCUUUUGUGCACAUGUACUCAAAGUGCGGUCGAGUGGAUGAUGCAUGUCUUGUAUUUGAUGAAAUUCGCAUUAGAGAUGUGGUUGCUUGGACUGCACUUGUGAUUGGUUAUGUGCAGAAUGGUGAGAAUGAAAAGGGCUUGGAGUAUCUUUGUGAGAUGCAUAGAAUUGGUCGCAGUGAUAAGGAUAGACCAAAUUUUAGAACAUUGGAAGGUGGGUUUCAAGCUUGUGGAAAUUUGGGGGCUGUCUUAGAAGGUAGAUGUUUACAUGGUUUAGUAGUAAAGUCUGGAAUUGGGUGCUCCCAAGUCGUUCAAUCUUCUCUUUUUUCCAUGUAUGCAAAGUGUGAGACCCCUCAAGAAGAAGCUUAUCUUUCAUUUCUUGAGGUUUUAGAUAAAGAUAUUAUCUCAUGGACAUUAAUCAUCGGAGUUUAUGCGAGGUUAGGUUAUAUGAUUGAAUGCUUAAGAAUGUUCUCUGAAAUGCAGGCUGCCCAAAUAUAUCCGGAUGGAGUUGUCAUCAGUUGCAUGCUUUUGGGGUUUGCUAAUUCCAUGAUGGUCCAUGAAGGAAAGGCUUUUCAUGGAUUUAUUAUAAGGAGAUGCUACGUGUUAAAUGAAAUGAUUCACAAUGCAUUAUUGUCAAUGUACUGUAAGUUUGGACUCUUGGCUCUUUCAGAGAAUCUCUUUCGUAGCAUGAAGGAAUGUAAUAGGGAUUGUUGGAAUACAAUGAUUUUUGGAUUUAGUAAAAUGGGAUUGGAAGUGAAGUGCAUAGAAUUGUUUAGAGAAAUGCAAUUUCUGGGCAUUGAAUCUGAUUCAAACAGUCUGGUCUCAGUGAUUUCUUCAUGUUCCCAAUUGAGAGCACUCCAUCUAGGCAGCUCUGUUCAUUCUUAUGUUAUUAAAAGUUCAAAUGAUAAAAGUAUCUCAGUUGUCAAUUCACUUAUAGACAUGUAUGGAAAAUAUGGAGAUUUGACCAUUGCAAUGAGAGUAUUUUGCAGGGCAGAGAGAGAUGUUGUCACAUGGAACACAUUGAUCUCAUCUUAUAGUCACAGUGGGCUUUUCCCCGAGGCUUUGGAUUUAUUUGAUAAAAUGAUUUUAGAAGAUGUUAAACCGACCAUAGCAACAUUGGUAACUGUACUUUCAGCAUGUUCUCAUAUUGCAUCUUUGGAGCAUGGAGACAAAGUUCACAAAUACAUUAAAAGAGAAAAGUUUGAGUUCAAUUUAUCUCUUGCUACUUCAUUGGUUGAUAUGUACGCAAAAUGUGGAGGACUUACCAAAGCAAGAGAAAUUUUCAAUUCAAUGAAGGAAAGAGAUGUAAUAUGCUGGAAUGUCAUGAUUUCAGGUUAUGGGAUGCAUGGAGAUGCAAAAUCUGCACUAGAAAUAUUCCAACAGAUGGAGAAAUCAAGUGUUAGGCCAAAUGGGCUUUCAUUUCUUGCUAUUCUUUCUGCUUGUACUCAUGCAGGACUCAUUGAAGAGGGGAAGUAUUUGUUUGAUAGGAUGCAAGAUUAUUAUGUGAGACCCAACUUGAAGCACUACGCCUGUAUGGUAGAUCUUCUAGGGAGAUCUGGCAAUCUGCAAGAGGCUGAAGCUUUGAUUCAGUCAAUGCCUGUCUCUCCUGAUGGGUGUGUGUGGGGAGCUCUGUUAAAUGCUUGUAAACUUCACAAUGAAAUUGAGAUGGGAAUCCGAAUUGCAAAGCUUGCCAUUGAAUCAGACCCAGAAAAUGAUGGGUACUAUAUAAUGAUUUCUAACUUGUAUAGUUCUCUUGGGAGAUGGGAGGAGGCAGAUGGGAUGAGAGAAAUGAUGAAGGAAAGGAGAGUGGGAAAAACAGCUGGCUGGAGUGCAGUGUGACUAAUUUGGAAGUGGCCUUGCAGCAUGACUAAUUUGGAAAUGGCUAUUCAUUCCUGGUGUGGGAUCUCAACAGUGAUCUUGUAUAUAUACACUAGGCACUACCAUUCAUCCUGAAGUGCAGUCUUCUGUGCAGAAUGUGGUUGAUACAUUGGUACUGUUUCCUUCCUUCUUUUGGCCAAAUUUGUGGCACCUUCAAGAUACUACAGACGCGUUUGCAGUAAUGCAUCUCGGUAAUUAUAUGGAGAAAAAAUUGUCCACAUUCGACGUACGACUAUAUGAGGCAUGGUGAUGUAGUAGCAUCAAAGAGGGAGAGAAGGAGAGACAAAAGAGAAGAGGAGGAGGAAGAAUUACUUUUUUUGUUUUUUUGGUGAGGGAGGGGGGAACAUACAAAACUCUCAGAUUUCAAGUCUGCUAAAAACUAUAUAUAUAUUUUUUCUUUU